GUCAUUGCGAUUUGAUUGACCUGCUUCCACCCCAUCGGCACUAGUUCAAACAACCGCCGACUAGUGCAAGGGUUUCUGCAGUCUGGCCGGCUUGUCACGACCGCGCACACACCACCCACGCACCACACAGUAACCCUCCCUUGCCUCACACCGCAGGCGAAAGAGCAUCGCCAUUCCCUUCGUUUCUUCCCCUGUGGCGCCACUGAGCCUGUCAUCCCGUUCAGACCUGCUCGUAUUUGCCAUCGCUAUUGUGGCCACUGUUGACCCGCAAUGGCUUCCAAGUUCCUUCGGGAAUACAAGCUCGUGGUGGUGGGAGGCGGUGGUGUGGGGAAGAGUUGUUUGACCAUCCAGCUCAUUCAGUCACAUUUCGUGGCAUUGCAGGACGAGUACGACCCAACAAUCGAGGACUCAUACCGCAAGCAAUGCGUCAUCGACGACGAGGUCGCGCUACUGGACGUGCUCGACACCGCCGGCCAAGAAGAGUACUCUGCGAUGCGCGAGCAAUACAUGCGCACGGGUGAAGGCUUCCUAUUAGUCUACAGCAUAACAUCGCGGCAAAGCUUCGAGGAGAUCAGCACAUUCCAGCAGCAAAUACUGCGCGUCAAGGACAAGGAUUACUUUCCGAUCAUCGUGGUGGGCAACAAAUGCGACCUGGAGCACGAGCGGCAAGUGAGUACAGAAGAAGGCAAAGCCCUCGCGCGCUCAUUCGGGUGCAAGUUCAUCGAGACGUCGGCGAAAUCGCGCAUCAACGUGGACAACGCCUUCUACGACAUCGUGCGCGAGAUUCGAAAGUACAACAAGGACAUGUCUGGAUACCCCAGUGGCAGCACGCAAGCGAAGGGCGGCCCGCACGAUAAGAUGGAGAUGGAUGGGCAAGAGCAGGACGCAGGCUGCUGCAAGUGCACGGUCAUGUAAAGAAUACCACAUAUGCGAUCAGAAAGCGCGCGUACACGACAGCAUUGCGCUAUGAGCUUGCAUUGGGUAUCUGCGAUCGCGACGGACGAAAAAGGAAGCUACCACAGCAGAGACCAGGCCU
Baudoinia panamericana UAMH 10762 is the source of this 1036-nucleotide messenger RNA. RefSeq lists its product as uncharacterized. The record is from RefSeq and is a predicted model, not a curated record. Gene Ontology annotation, cellular component: plasma membrane. Gene Ontology annotation, biological process: signal transduction. Bases 271 to 915 code for a protein of 214 amino acids. Gene Ontology annotation, molecular function: GDP binding; GTP binding; GTPase activity. The transcript has 4 exons. NCBI's taxonomy places the organism in Eukaryota, Fungi, Ascomycota, Dothideomycetes, Mycosphaerellales, Teratosphaeriaceae.